CCUCCGGUGACGUCGUGCGUUGCCAAGCUGACAGGCUGGGAAAGUGGCCGAGCUGCCGCGACCCGCUACGCCGUCCCGGGCCGCGCCUCGGUCGGGCCCCGCUCCCCCACCUCGCCCGCGGGCACCCCUCGGCCGCCGCAGAGCCUCCGGCUAGAGCAAAGCGCCGGGCCGGGCCGGCUCUGAGGCGCCGCCGCCGUCGCUCUGGUCCGCAGCCCCGCAUGGAGCGCGCCCGGCGCUGAAAUGACCGACCAGGAGAACAACAACAGCGGCGGCGGCGGCGGCAUCUCGCGGAACCCCUUCGCCGCCCUCUUCAGCUCCGUGGCAGACGCCAAGCACUUCGCCGCCACGCAGAGGCAGCCUGCGGCGGAAGAAACCUCAGCCAGCCAGGAUGAGUCUGACAACAGCGUGUCUGAAAGCCUGGAUGAUUGUGACUACUCAGUGGCGGAGAUCAGCCGUUCCUUCCGCUCGCAGCAGGAGCUCUGUGAGCAACUCAACAUCAACCACAUGAUCCAGAGAAUCUUCCUGAUCACUCUUGACAACAGUGACCCAAGUCUGAAAAGUGGCAAUGGGAUUCCCUCGCGCUGCGUGUAUUUGGAGGAGAUGGCAGAGGACCUGGAGGACCAGGACUGGCUGGACAUGGAGAACGUGGAGCAGGCACUAUUCACCCGACUUCUGCUCCCAGAACCAGGGAAUCACUUGAUUUACAUGACCACCACCACUGCGCAGAAUCUCUCUGCUGAAAGAGAUGCAGGGGAGAAGCACAUUCUGCAUUAUCUCUUUGCCUGCUUCCAGAGAGCAAAAGAAGAGAUCACCAAAGUGCCAGAGAACCUUUUGCCCUUCGCAACGCGUUGUCGGAAUCUGACGGUGUCCAAUACCCGCACAGUCCUCCUCACACCAGAGAUUUACAUCAGUCAGAAUGUCUAUGAGCAGCUGGUGGACUUGAUGCUGGAGGGACUGAGAGGGGCUCACUUUGAAGAUGUAACUGAGUUCCUGGAAGAGGUCAUAGAAGUUGUUACCAUGGAUGAAGAAGUGCGGACCUUUGGAGAGGUCAUGGUUCCUGUCUUUGAUAUCCUUUCGGGGCGUAUAAGAGAACUACACCUUUGCCAGAUCCUGCUGUAUUCCUACUUGGACAUGCUCCUGUACUUCACCAGGCAGAAGGACAUAGCCCAGGUUUUUGUAGAAUACAUCCAGCCAAAGGACCUAACCAAUGGGCAACUCUACCAGAAGACUCUGCUGGGGACCAUCUUGAGUAUCUCAUGCUUGCUGAAGACUCCUGGUAUUGUUGAGAACCAUGGAUACUUCCUGUCCCCAUCUCGGUCCAGCCCUCAGGAGAUCAAGGUGCAGGAAUCCAACAUCCAUCAGUUCAUGUCCCAGUUCCAUGAGAAGAUCUAUCAGAUGCUGAAGAAUCUGCUGCAGCUGUCCCCACAGACCAAGCACCGGAUUCUGUCCUGGCUUGGGAACUGCCUCCAUGCCAAUGCCGGCCGUGCCAAGAUCUGGGCCAGCCAGAUGCCAGAGGUCUUCUUCCAGAUGUAUGCCCCAGAUGCCUUCUUCCUGAACUUGGGGGCUGCCCUCCUCAGGCUCUGCCAGCCUUUCUGCAAGCCCCGCUCCCCCCGGCUCCUCACGUUUGAUCCCACCUACUGUGCUCUGAAAGAGCUGAACGAGGAAGAGCAGAAGAGCAAAAACGUCCAUAUGAAAGGGUUGGAAAAGGAGACCUGCUUGAUCCCAGCUGUGACUGACCAGGAACCUGAGUUUGCCCCCAGCUACAACCUGGUAACAGAGAACUUGGUGCUGACGCAGUACACGCUCCAUUUGGGUUUUCACAGAUUGCAUGACCAACUGAUCAAAAUCAACCAGAGCCUUCAUCGGCUGCAGGCGGCAUGGAGAGAAGCUCAGCAGACCUCCAGCCCCACAGCGGAUAACCUUCGGGAGCAGUUUGAGCGCCUCAUGACCAUCUAUCUCUCCACCAAAACCGCCAUGACUGAGCCACAGAUGCUGCAGAACUGCCUCAACCUGCAGGUGUCCAUGUCUGUCCUACUGGUCCAGCUGGCCAUUGGAAACCGAGGAACUGAAUUUGCAGACCUGACGUUUCCUGUGCCUGAAGUGAAGGACAAUCCACUGGCUUAUGUCCCAGAGUUCUUUGCUGAUAACCUGGGCGACUUCUUCAUUUUUCUACGUCGCUUUGCUGAUGACCUCCUAGAGACAUCGGGUGACUCCUUGGAGCACAUCCUGAACUUUGUGACAGUUUUUACUGGGGAUGUGGACAGGAUGAAGAACCCACAUCUGCGUGCCAAGCUUGCGGAAGUGCUGGAGGCUGUCAUGCCCCACUUGGACCCAACGCAGAACUCCCUUGUCUCCAGUGUCUUCCAUCGCAAGAGAGUCUUCUGCUCCUACCUGCAUGCUGCUCACCUGGCUGAGGCACUCAUCAAGGUCUUUGUGGACAUCGAGUUCACAGGAGAUCCCCAUCAGUUUGAACAGAAAUUCAACUAUCGCAGACCCAUGUAUCCCAUCCUCCGGUAUAUGUGGGGCACAGAUUCCUACCGGAAAAGCAUUAAGGCACUCGCUGACUAUGCCCUGGAGAACCUGGAAGCCAUGACCCCGCCUCUCUUUCUGCGCUUCCUUAACCUGCUCAUGAAUGAUGCUAUUUUCCUACUGGAUGAAGCAAUACAGUACCUGAGUAAAAUCAAGAUCCAGCAGAUUGAGAAGGACCAGGGGGAGUGGGACAGCCUGUCCCCAGAGACGCGUCGUGAGAAGGAAGCCAGCCUACAGAUGCUUGGGCAGCUGGCUCGCUUCCACAACAUCAUGUCCAAUGAAACGAUUGGGACCCUGGCUUUCCUGACUUCAGAGAUAAAGUCCCUCUUCGCGCACCCCUUCCUCGCAGAGCGGAUGAUCUCCAUGCUCAAUGACUUUCUGCAGCAUCUGGUGGGCCCCAAAAUGGGGGCCUUGAAGGUCAAGGACUUCAGUGAGUUUGACUUCAAGCCCCAGCAGCUGGUUUCGGAUAUCUGCACCAUCUACUUGAAUCUUGGGGAUGAAGAAAACUUUUGUGCCACAGUGCCCAAAGAUGGGUGGUCGUAUUCCCCAACGCUUUUUGCUCAGACAGUCCGAGUCCUGAAGAAGAUUAACAAGCCUGGCGACAUGAUUGUAGCAUUUAGCAACCUGGCUGAACGGAUCAAGUCCCUUGCAGACCUACAGCAGCAGGAGGAGGAGACCUACGCUGACGCCUGUGAUGAGUUCCUGGAUCCCAUCAUGAGUACAUUAAUGGCAGACCCGGUGCUGCUGCCCUCCUCCCGGGUCACGGUGGAUAGAUCAACCAUUGCCAGGCACCUCCUGAGUGACCAGACUGACCCUUUCAACCGGAGCCCCCUUACCAUGGACCAGGUUAGACCAAAUAUUGAGCUGAAGGAACGGAUCCAACAGUGGCUUGCAGAGAGGAAGACAGUAAAGGAGAAGAUGGGAGGCAUUCCCUGACCUGGCUUAGCCAAAGCUGCUGCUACCCUCUCCAAGCUCCCACCUGCAGGUGACGGGACACUCACGCCCGCUCACUCCCAGCCGGAAGUUGCAGGGCUCCUUGGCCAUAGAGUGUUCUGGGUGGGCCCACUGCCCCUUUUCUUUUGGUAGAAAGCUCCAGUUGCUCUUUGGCUGACUGGUCUCAAUGGCAGUUGCUGACACUAAUGCUGCCCCUUUCCGUUGCUGUGCAGCUUUUGUGCCGGAAACUUGGCUUUAAGAUCUGGUGUCACUGUGAAGGAAAAAACGCUCUUCUCUCCCUGCCUCCCAAUUUAGGACAGGCCUUUCUUAUGCAAGCUCAUGCUCGCUGAGCCCACAAAGAAGAUGCUGGCCCGGCCAAGGCCCUGUCCGCAGACGUGCAGCGUCCCCACUUCCUUGGGAGUUAGGGAGUAGGUCACACGCACAAAGAUUGGGACAAAUGACUUCAGAUUCCCCACGCUUGUGAAAGCUG
Molecule: messenger RNA, 3952 nt
Organism: Eublepharis macularius
Lineage: Eukaryota; Metazoa; Chordata; Lepidosauria; Squamata; Eublepharidae
Gene: UBE4A
Product: ubiquitination factor E4A
Exons: 19
Coding region: 241-3465 (1074 amino acids)
Biological process (GO): protein polyubiquitination
Cellular component (GO): cytoplasm; nucleus; ubiquitin ligase complex
Molecular function (GO): ubiquitin-ubiquitin ligase activity
Source: RefSeq, a predicted model, not a curated record